AUGGACAACAACUUACCCCAGAAAUAUUCGUCGAGCUCAUUAGCUCGAAGAAUUGGCAAGUCGAAGCCAAUGAACACUUCUACACUGCCCACAGAGAGGAACAGGGGCAAAGGCUCACAAUCUGGGCCUACCGCCAGGAAGUCUACCAGUACCUCGAGGCAUAUUGGCCAAAAAGAAUCAACACAGUCCAGUAUCAAAUGCUCUCCUGCACAGACUGGAAAUAUCAACUCGACGUCCAAGGAAAGAUCAUGGAGAUCAGAAGGGAUGGGCAACGGGCAAUCACCUUCUGGAUCCCACACCAAGAGAUCACCAACUGGGGGCAACCAGCCUCUACCAUCCAUGAAACAUUCCCCAUAUUCGCCGCCAUAUACAACUGCUCCACAAUCAGCACUCCAGAGCAGUAUGACCUCUUCCACUGGGCAAGGGCCUACCAGAUUAACACCACUACAGGUCCAAACCUUGAAAAGGGGAAGAAAGCUAGCAGGGAAAGGCCUGCCAAAAGGCGAAAUAAAUCAGUACUCCGAGGAAUCAACCAAGAAGAGAUUAUCCUCGAGUGGGAUUCCGACUCAGACGAAGAGUCAGUCGCCUCGGUCGACACAGCCACAACAUGGUCCUCAGAUCAGGAAAAACCAGUGGAAGAAACAGGAGUUACCCCAUACCCUGAAUUCCUGUGCCGAAACGAAGCGGAGAUACGCUGGUUCCAAGACAUCUGCCACUCCCUCGACGAAGAAGAGAAAGAUGGAGUUAAAAAGUGGCAGGAAGAGUGCGAGCGAAAACCAGGAUAUGACGCUCUCAGAUCCUGGAUAUAUGCCAACGACGAAGAUGGAUGGGUGUUCCGAAUGGUGGAACAACAACUCAAAAAGCCCACCAUCACGGAAGAGGAAGUCUUCUGGCCCCACACCAGCUCCCGAGCCGAAGAAGUUAAAAAAUACACCAGUAGAUACCGGUACGAUGAAGAGUACUGGUACCGCCAAAGACAAGAAGAGGUGGACUUCCUCUACAUCAGUCGAUGGUGGAACAAAGCCCAACAAUUUGAAGAGGAAAGCCGUCGGCGAAGAGGACCGAGUAAGUGGGAAAGCGGACAGUCCGAUUUCUAUCCCGAGUCCGUCCACGACUCCCAAAACACCAAUAAGUGGCGAACCGUUAAAAAACUCGCCGCUGAACCCUGGUGGUAACUUAGAGGACGAGGUCGACUUUAACUUCUGGUUGAACGACGCGGAGUUCGAACCGUUCGCUGGGGAUAAAGCAAUAGCAAACGAGUUGACCGAAGAAACGGCGAUACUGGACGAAUUUAUGGUGAAAAGGUCUCAGGACGUGGAUGAAAACUCUCUGGCUGGCGCGAAGGAGUUAGAGUUGGAGGGUAUGAACGUUGGUGAUGAUAAUUUCAUUAGUUUAGAUUUUAAUAUAGACGAAUUUAUAAAUAGCAUAGACAUAGAUAAUCAUAUUAAACAUUGCGACGAGGCCGAAAAUUUGGCUAAGUCAUUACACUUAUUUUUAGAGGAACAUAACAUUAAUCAUUUAUAUUUAGUCACUCGAGGUGGCAAUAUUUCCUUUACGAGUAUAACAGACUUGGAGGGUAGUCUAACGCUAGGUUUUGGUGGUGAAGAGGUCUUGGCUCAGUUGGCGAUUUUCAACGACAGAGUCCAGGAAUUAGAGAAAUUGGUGAAAAAAUAUAAUCUUUAG
Messenger RNA from Paraglomus occultum, 1683 nucleotides. The record is from the annotation of a GenBank genome assembly. NCBI's taxonomy places the organism in Eukaryota, Fungi, Glomeromycota, Glomeromycetes, Paraglomerales, Paraglomeraceae.